UAGAAGAGCCAUGACAGAAUAUAUUUUCGAAUGAUGGCGUUUUAAUUGCAAACCGAACGUCAUUGUCUAUUAAUAAUCUGAUGUAAUCGAUUUUAUAAUAGUACGUAUCUUGUUUGGAAUAAAGAUCAACAAUGGUUUUCGAAUCGAUCGUUGCUGAACUCCUGAAUAAGGUGUUAGGAGAAUACAUUCAAAAUUUGGACUACACGCAAUUAAAGCUCAGUUUGUGGGGAGGGGACGUUGUAUUAACAGAUUUAUUAAUAAAAGAAACUGCAUUAGAUGUGCUGGAUUUACCCAUCAGAUUGGAAUAUGGAAAAUUAGGCAAACUUAUAUUAAAAAUACCGUUCAAAGACAUGUGGAAUGGUCAAAUUGAUGCAAUAGUCGAGGAAUUAUUUCUACUUGUUAUACCUACAAGUCAAGUUGCAUACGAUGCUGAGAAAGAGGCUAGAGUUCAACUUGAAGGCAAACGUGCAGAGCUUGCAAGAGUUGAGAAAAGAAAACAAUUAGCGGAUACUAAAUUACAAGAAAAGUUGGACGAUUCAAUGAUUGAAAAACUCAUUGCCCGUAUGAUAAAAAAUAUUCAUGUUGAAAUUAAAAGGAUACACGUACGAUAUGAGGAUCAUGUUUCCUUUAAAGAUCAUCCAUUUUCAGUUGGUUUUACACUGAAUAAAUUCAUCUUAGAAAGUUGUACAGAUUCCUGGAAAAUAGAUGGUAACUUAAAGGACAUGUAUGCUAUCCCACAGAUUUAUAAGUUAUGCACAUUGGAUGGCUUGGCUGUAUAUCUGAAUACAAUUGUAGAACAAUUUAGUAACAACUCAGAGUCAAGCUAUUCAGAUCUCUUUUCCAGUGGUAUUGCAACUAUAGAUUACAAUCCACUGGGCUACCAAUAUUUAUUGGGCCCAAUAAACGUCAAUGCAAAGUUAAAGCUAAAUCCAAAACCAGAGACAGAUGGCAGUAAUUACGCGAUUCCGAAGGUGUGGUUGGAUCUGGAAAUGCAAAAAUUAAGAAUAGGACUAACGAAAAAGCAAUAUCGUACAAUUGUUCAGUUAGGCGAAGGCUUGGAUCAGGCACAAAAGGCUGCCCCGUAUAGAAAGUACAGACCUAAUUUGUCAUUGUACAGGGGACACUACAAAGAAUGGUGGCAUUUUGCAUAUAUUUGUAUUUUGGAAGAAACGGUACGCAUAAAUCGUAGGAAUUGGGAUUGGAAUCAUAUGAAGCAACACAGGGAUGCGUGUCGUGAAUAUGCCGAGGCGUAUCAGACAAAAUUAACAACCAAGAAAGUUGCACAGGAAAUAGAAGAUUGUCUUACAGAAUGCGAAAAGAAGUUAGAUAUUUUCAAUUUGGUCAUCAUUAGACAACAAAUUGAAAUGGAAGUGGAGAGAUUGGUAGAAAAAGAAAAGAAUCUGAAAGCGAAACGUGGUUGGUUUGGAUUUCUCUGGUCCAGUUCACAAACGGAGGAAACACAAGAACUAAAUUCCGCGGCUGCAAUAAUGAGGAAAUUCGAACAGGCGAUAACGCCACAGGAAAAAGAGAAAUUAUAUAGAGCAAUUGAUUAUCAAGAAAACAGCGCACCAGCUCAUUAUCCUGAAACAUACGAGAUGAUCGAUACCCGGUUCCUGUUACAUGAACUACAGAUAAUCUUUUUGGAUACGGACAAGGAAUACCCAUGCGUAUUGGAUCUUCAACUUCAUGUUGUUGAAGCUGGCUUUAAGUCAAGGCCAUCUGCUAAUGCUACAUUAGUUACAGCAUCGAUCAAUCAAAUGAAGCUUUUAGGUACAAAACAAAAUGACCAGGUUCCUUCACUUUUCAAUUCUCAUGAACAUAGCGCGGAAACUGUUUUAAUAUACGUAUCAUAUGAAAAGAAUCCCCUUGAUAAGUUAUGCGGGGAUCGUGUUAUAGUCAGAUCAACAUCGGUGGAUAUUAUCUACGACGCACAAACUGUAAUAGAAGUAGUUAAUCUGUUCAAAGUGCAAAACUCUUCAACCUUGAAUCAACUUCAAGCAGCUGCCGCAGAACAGUUUGAGGGUUUAAAGGAAAUGUCAGCUCUGGGUUUAGAGCAUGCCAUUCAAAAACAUUCGGUAUUAGACAUACAGGUCGACAUGCAGGCGUCACAGUUAAUCGUUCCACACGGUGGAUUCUAUAACAGCACAAAGUCAUUGUUGGUGGUCAAUCUUGGUAGUUUAAAAAUGCACUCAUUGGAAAAACCGAAGCACGAUAGGACGAGUGUAUCCGUUAAACAAUUAAUCAGCAUGGGUAAAAGUGAAGAGGACGUGUUGCUGCAUCUCAGAGAACAUAGCUAUGACAAAUUUGUUCUAAAAAUAGUCGAUAUACAAGUACUGGUUUCCCUGCCGGGAGAGGAAUGGCGUACAAUUCUAUCGAAGGUACAUGAUUCUAUGACGUUACUACAUCCAACUACCCUUGAGAUUCAGUUUCACAAAUGCUUAGUGACCGAUGAUCCUAUUCUUCCAAAGUUGAGACUUAUUGGCCAAUUACCGUCACUUGUAAUUAGUAUAACAGACAUUCGUUUAUUACAAGCCCUGGCUAUUGCUCAGAGUAUACCGUUACCAAAAGAAGAAGAAUCCACAGAGCUUCAAAAAUCCUCACUUAGUAAAUCCGUCUCUCAGCUGUCCCUGUUAAAAGAGUUGACAACAAUUUCCAUUGUCUCUGAAAAAAAAAAGGAAGAAACUAGGCACGUUAAACAAACCACCGAUUUGGAAAUGAAAUUUGUCAUGAAAGAAUUUGCAUUGCUGGUUUCAUCUCAAAAGGACGAUAUAAUAAUACCGUUUAUGAAGUUUGAGGUAUUACAGUUGGAAGCGGAAAUGUUGCAGCGAACGUAUGAUCAAGAAAUAAUGUUACGAUUGGGCGGUGUUCAGGUGAAGCAGCAUUACGAUAAAACGGAAAUAUUUAUGGUAAACACUCCUAUGUCAUCUGGUCGAGAUGAAUACCUGAUAACAGCGCAAUAUAUAAAUGUGAAUAAACGAUCCCCCGAAUUCACGACGAGACAUGGGUCCGUUAUUAAAUUAUUAAAAUUGGAAUUUACAACGUUAGACGUUUUACUUCAUCAAGAAGCACUGAUAAAUCUUUUGCAGUUUGCAACAUGUAUGCAGGAUCAAAUGAAUUCUGUAGCGCAAAGUACAACAGAGGAAAAGGAUCGUCAAUUCGUUCGACCACGAGUGAGUCAUUUGACUUCUAUUCAAGAGGAAACGUCUGGUUUCUUUAAAGAACAAAUUCACAGGCAAAAGCUUCGAUCAACCACAUCACGUCGUAGGAGAACAAUGAUCGAGCAUAUAGAUUUAAAGAUCCAAGCAAAGAUAGGUACAAUCUGCAUGAGGAUAGUUAGUAAAUGUCGAGAAAUCACUACGUUUCAUGUUGACGGCAUUACAGCUGGAUUCGUAAUGAAGGCUUCUUAUUCCCAAGCGAAUGUUAAUUUGUCCUCUGUCAGUGUUAUAGAUCUUAAUGCUGCAUCGGCUUAUAGAGAUAUUAUAUCGGUGACAGAAGAUACCGAAUCCUUACAAGUUCAAGCUAUAAUAUAUAAUAUCGAUCCAUCGGAUGUUGAUAAAAAUAAUAUGUCCAUUACGGUUGCUAUGGGUUGUUACCGUAUUGUAUUCUUAAAUAUGUUUGUUACCAGUAUAAUGAGCUUCUUGAAUAACUUCCAAGCAGCUCAGCAAGCUAUAAAGGAUGCCUCGGCCGCAGCCGCGGAAGCUGCAAAGACAAAUAUUAAAGAUGUCCAGGAAAGUGCAGCGCGAAUAGGACUUGCAGUAAAAAUUAAGGCGCCUGUUAUAUAUGUACCGAUGCAUUCAAAGAGCAAUCACUGUCUAACGUUGGACAUGGGUAAUCUAACUGUGUGCAAUGUAUUUAAGAAACUGGAGAUUACAAACGAGGCUGGGGACUGUCCCAUUGUUGAUGAAAUGAGAAUCGAAUUGCAAAACUUAAAGUUGUCUAGGGUGAAGUUGAACAUGGAAAAGUUUGCGGUUGAAAGUGAAAUAUUACUGUUGGAACCAGUUAGUUUCACGUUACUUAUUAAACGCAAUUUAUCAACUGCUUGGUUUACCUCCAUUCCAGAUAUAGAUAUGUCUGGCAGACUAAAUAAAAUUAAUUUGUUAAUUAGUAAAGAGGAUUAUGCUACCGCAAUGAAGGUACUGGAAGAAAAUUUAGGGGAGAAAAUUGAAGAAACAAAUCCUGGACAAAAUGCUCUUUCAAACGAAAGGAAACUUGCAGUAGAAGUGCAACACCAUCAACCAACAGGCGAUAAACCUGAAAGAACCACUGUAGCAGACGCCGAAGAUACGGACUUCCAGGAACAACCGCAGAUACACACAUCCAUCAAAUUUGAGUUUGCCAUGGACAGUCUUGUGAUUAACUUAUUUACAGGAGGCUCAAAAAUGCUACAGUCUCAGAGUUCUCUGCUACAUUUACCAGAGAAUGGAUUAGCAAAGUUUUCUUUGACUCAUUUCGCAUUAAAAGGCAGAAUAUUUGCUGAUGGAUUAAUGGCAACUUCUAUUCUUCUUAUGAACUGUACUUUGGAUGAUACACGGCAAAUUAGAGAAGGUUCCCUUAUCAGAAUUAUGGAGAGAACCACAGCUUUACCUUCCACGAAUGACAUGGAAAUAGAGUCAAAGUCUGUACGUAGUAUGUUAGACAUGACUGUUAGACAAAGUUUAAAUGAUACAUUUGUUGAUGUUAGAGUUUUCUCCUUCAGUAUAAUCGUGUCUCUUGAUUACUUAAUGAAAGUCAAGGACUUCUUCACUAUCGAAGAAACACCUUCGAAUAAAGCAGUGACCCAAGGUGUAUCAAAGAAUUACAACGAAGCAGCAGCAGCAGCAGCAGCAGCAACAACAAAGAAGAAACAACCUCCUGCAGCAUCAAAUAAAAAAAUGUUCACUAUUAAUCUGCACAUUGAAAAGCCGGAUAUUAUACUCCUCGAAGACAUGGAUAACAUAAAUUCAAAUUGUGUCAUAUUAAAUACUGAGCUACUGUUAAAAGUACGUUUGAAGGGUGAGCACCAAGUAAUAACUGGUUCUAUAAAAGACUUGUCGAUUUUAGCUGGUAUAUACAAUCCAGUGAAGAGAAGCGAUUGGAUAUAUCAGGUUUUAAGACCGUGCAGUAUUAGUGUAGCUGGCUCUACACCAGAAGGAAAAGGACUUCAUAUCGAUGUUUGUUGCACUGAUAUACAUAUAUCGGUAUCACCAGGUGUCAUAGAAAUUUUGAAUAAAGUUGUUCACACAGCGACGAAAACAGAAGUAAAGGACGAAGAAGUUGUUAUAUCCGAAUCAAAUCACGAAGAUUUAUGGAUUGUAACACCAUACGAGGAGAGUGAAUUUUGGUUCCUGAAAACAGAAGUAGGAGUUGAAGCUGUCGAAGAUAUUGUAUAUGCCGACGAGGAAAUUACAGCAGACUAUAAGCCAGAAUUGGCAAUAGUUUCUGCACGAACAAUCUUACUCACAUUAGAAGCAGGUGUUGGUAACAAAACGCUACCUAUGCUUCUACUUCAUAUUGGAUUCCAGAGCAAUGUCAACGAUUGGAGUUCAAAAUCUAUGAGUAUGGAGGCUACAAUGUCGCUGAUUAUGGCGUAUUACAACAGUCGUCUCGCGUUAUGGGAACCAUUAAUCGAACCCAUAGAGGGAAUCAGAAAUGGAAAGCGAGUUUCUACACCUUGGGAACUAAAGACUAAAAUUCAAUUUAACGAAGUAUCGGUGGACUCUAGGGGAGCAAGCGUGGCUAGUCCAACUACCGAGAGUGAACCAGAAGAAUGGCAUCAAACAGCUAAAAUGUCCGUCGAUAUAGUGUCCUCUGAAAACUUAGAAAUAACUGUAACCAAAACUUGCCUCGACGUACUCAAACAGCUUGGCAAUGCAUUUUCAUCGGCAAUGGAAGCUGGUGGAAAAGGGACUGCUAAAAGUCUGGCACCCUAUGUACUGAGAAACGAGACUGGUUUGACAAUGGUUUUAGAUUUAGAACGCAGCUAUUUCAAGGUGUUCAACGAUGGAUCGAAAACAACAAGGGAAAAUGCAGACACAUACAUGGAAGUAAUUCUGGAAUCCGGUGCAUCGGUAGAGCUCGCAUCGCAAACUACAAAAACUGAAAUACCUUUGCUUGAUCAGCUGAAAAGUAAUUCAUUUGAAGAGAGGAGAGAAGACGAUAAAUUCAUCAUUUCGUUUAAAGAAAUCGAUUGCACAUUGACCAUACCCGUUUUGAGAGCCGACAAAAGAUUCUUUUCUCUAAGAUAUCGAAAAGAAAGUUCCGAAGAGUGGGGUAUUGUGUCUGAUGUUGUGGUGGACGAAGGGAGUACUAUAGUCACUCUCAGAAGUAUUCUUCAGGUCCACAAUCAUUUCAGCGAACCGAUAUCUGUAUAUUAUAUGACCAAACGUGGAAAUGAAGUUGAAUGUGUGGGCACUGUUGCUCCGGAUAGUAAAUUAAAUCUUCCAUUGGAUGCAGUAUAUACUCCAACAAACAUCUAUUGGCUAUUUUUCAGUGUUGAUAGAUACAUGGUUUCAAUAGAACCAUUCGUGUGGAAAGAUUUACAGAAGACAGUUUCUAUGACGAAACUUUUAAAGUGCGAAAGUCGUACGAAACAAGAAGCAGUAGUACCGUUUUAUAUAAAGAUGUUUUUCGUGAUGAUUGUGGUUGGUAGUAUUUUAUCUAAUAAUAACAACACUAUCGGCUUAUUAUUUGACGCUAUUAACUGGCGAUCCAUAUUCUGUCGUUUCGUUGAUAUCGUCGAGCGUCUUUGCUUGAACAAUUUACCCUCAGAACACCCAAAAUAUCUGCAAGCACCCAUUCAGGUUGUAGGAGAAAUAGAACAGGUCUACUUCGAAAAUACAAGCCGACAUACGAUGGCUAGUACCAUUUAUAAUGUUCACUUGUAUCCAUCUGUGUAUUUGAAGAAUUUUCUGCCGAUUGAUAUUAUUGUAUCGAUGCCUGGAAUUGUUCAAGAAAAGCUUUUGGAAGCAGGCACAUCUUAUCAGAUUCCUACAAUUGAUCCCGAUAAAUCGUAUAUAAUCAUCAAGCUGCCAAAUUAUUUAGAAAAGGACUGGUCGUGCAGAGGCGAGAUACUGGCAAACCCACCAGAAUUUUCAGUCUGGUCUUUCGAGUCUUUUGACAGCGCACAAAAAGUUGUUAUGGACUUAGGGAUGCAUAUAUCUUACAAACAUGGAUCUAUCGUCAUGGCAUUGUACUGCCCAUUUUGGAUGCUGAACAAGACAGGUUUAAUGUUGUCCUAUCGGAAAUCAAGUAAGGGUGGCAAAGAACACUCAAGUCCAAUCAAGAGUUUGGUUUGUGUCACAAAACCUCGUCGGCAACGUGCAGAGUACAGGAAGAAGGAAGCACGUUUGAGCGGAGAUGACUAUUUAAACGUGUUGUAUCACCCGGAAAACUUCAAGGGACCAAUAUUAUUUUCAUUUCGUUCGAAAGUAUUUUUUGGUAAAAAGAAGGCAAUGAUUAGAGUGGAGGAUGGCGAGUGGUCUGAUAAGUUUCCAAUAGAUGUUGCUGGAAGCGAGGGAGUAGUUGUUUGCAAAUACAACGGAUUGACCUAUCAGAUUGGAGUCCACAACCAGCUGACCUAUAACUCAUUAACAAAACAGAUUACAUUUACUCCAUACUAUGUUCUUAUAAAUAAUUCCAGUUUCCUUAUUGAAUGUCAAGAAGGUGAUAGACCGGCCGAUCCUGUAUCCAAGGUUCCACCUGGUGAAUGUACAGCUCUUUGGCCCCGUUCCGAACAUGAACAAAAGAUCUUGAGAGCAAAGAUUUCAGGUGAACCUGAUACAACAGCACCAUUCGUUUACACCGAAAGUCAUACAACUUUAUUAAAAUUAAAUAAUAAGUAUGGAGGAAUCAAUGUAGAUGUACAGAUCAGCGAAGGUGGGGUUUACGUUUCUCUGUCCGUUUACACUUAUGGAAAUGCUCCGGCAUUAAUUAUAAACCACACAUCUCAUACUAUCCAAUUCUGGGAGAAGGGUUCGUUGAAUGUCAGAUCCAUACAGUCAUAUAAUAGAAUGUUUUAUACUUGGGAAAAUCCUGCAGGACCAAAGAAUAUAGUAUGGGAGGACGGCAAUAAAAAGGAAAUCGAAGACACUUUGAGAAAGGAUACGUUGGGAACUUUUCAACUACAGGAUUUGGAGGCGGAAGUAUUUUAUGUAUCAUUUUUGGAUGGUACGCAACGAAUACUUCUGUUCACAUCAAACAUGAAAGUUGCAGAAGAUUGUCAAUUAGCGGGUGAUUUUGAAACUAUAGAGCAAGAAGUAACAAUAAGCAUUCAUGGUGUUGGACUUUCACUCGUUAACAACAUAACAAGAUCAGAAUUAUUAUACAUGUGUAUAGCUAGUUCUGGAAUUAUUUGGGAAACGAGUAAAUCUGUUAGUCAUCGUUGGCGAGGCCUCGGUACAAGAGAAGUGAAUAUUAUAGAAGAAGGCUAUCAGAAAUACAUCCGAGAACUACAAAUAGAAAAAGAUCCACCGCAGAUAGUAAUGCUUGAACCAAAACUGGAGGUUGAUUAUCUGAACAUGGAAAUGUUGAAACCGCACCGUAGAUUUCUACGGCGGACCUUCCACACAGGUUUAUGGUUGCAGUAUCGAACGUCAGCGCAUCAGGUGCAACUGCAUGGAAAGAUUAAUAAACUUCAGAUCGACAGUCAACUUUCAGAGUGCGUUUUUCCAGUUAUUUUGGCCCCAGUUCCACCUCCAAAGAGUGUUACCCAAAGUAGCGUAAUGAAGCCAUUUGCUGAAGUUAGUAUGGUGAAACGAUUAUUAGAGCAUAGCAAUGUUCAGCAAUUCCGUUAUUUUAAAGUUCUCGUACAAGAAUUUCACGUGAAGGUGGAUAUUGUAUUUAUCAAUGCAAUAAUGGGGUUGUUUGAAGCGAAUGAAGCAAACGAUACAGAAGAAAGUAGAUUAUUUAAAUUAGACAUGAAAUUGGUCGACGAACCCUUAAUGUAUCAUGUCAGUUUAAUUACUACAGCCGAACAGAAGAAUUUCUUUGAUUUACUUCAUUUCUCACCGUUGAAGAUACACAUAAGUUUCUCAAUGACUGGAAGCAAUAGCGGACCUUCGGCAGUACCUCAAGUAUUGAAUGUGUUACUACAGGGAAUAGGUGUCACGUUAACUGACAUUAAUGACAUUGUUUUCAAGUUAGCAUACUUUGAAAGGGAUUACACGUUCAUGACUCAUAAACAGCUAAUUUCUGAAGCAACAAUGCAUUAUGUAGGGCAAGCAAUUAAACAAGCGUAUGUCCUUGUGUUGGGGCUUGAUGUGAUUGGAAAUCCGUAUGGACUUGUAGUCGGUACUAUGAAAGGCAUUGAGGAUUUGUUUUAUGAACCAUUUCAAGGUGCUAUACAAGGGCCUGGAGAAUUUGCGGAAGGUCUGCUUCUUGGCGUCCGUAGUAUGUUAGGUCACACUGUUGGCGGAAUGGCUGGAGCAGUAUCGAAAAUAACGGGAGCCAUGGGUAAAGGUCUAGCUGCCCUGACAUUCGAUAAGGAUUAUCAAAGGAAACGACAGGAACAACUGAACAAGCAACCCACUAAUUUACAAGAAGGUCUUGCGCGUAGCGGGAAAGGUUUGGUAAUGGGUGUGGUUGACGGUAUAAGCGGAGUUGUAAUGAAACCUAUAUCGGGUGCGAAAGAAGAAGGCGUCGAAGGCUUUUUCAAAGGGUUUGGAAAGGGUGUUGUUGGUCUUGUCACUAGACCAACCGCUGGUGUUAUAGACUUUGCGAGCGGCUCCUUUGGAGCAGUGAAACGGGCAACCGAGUUGAGUGAAGAAGUGAAGAGAGUCAGGCCGCCCAGAUUUUUCCAACCGGACAAUUUGGUCAGGUCGUACAUAAGAGAAGAAGCUGAAGGAUAUAAGAUCUUAAAUGAAUUAGAGAAAGGAAAAUACGCACAUACCGAUAUUUAUUUCUAUCACGUGUACGUUAUUAAAGAUGUGGUAUUGCUUACCGAUAAGAGGAUCGCGUAUGUGGAAUAUAGUGACUUAUGCGGUGGAUGGCGGGUGGAUUGGACGUAUACGUGGCAAGAAAUUGGUGAGCUACCGAAAUUAGUUGAUAGGGGAAUACAACUUUGUAUCAAGGACAACAGUAAGAAGAGGAAACUUGGAAAAAUAUUCGGUAGUGCAGAUCAAUCAAAAGUAAUAUUAAUACAAGAUUACAAUACGAGACAGCUUUUGUUCGACAAGAUACAGGAGCAAAUUAAUCAGUGCAGUUUGUAAAAGGGAUAAUCUAUGAUGCAACUAGAAGAAGACACACGUACAAUAUGUAUAUACAUCGAUACUUACGUACAAUUAAUCGAGCUCAUAGUGCCUGGCGUCAUAAACUAAUACAUUAAGCUUCGCGAACAAGAUUGUCUACAUUAUAACAGAUUUUUCUACAAGCAUUAUUUACAAGACUGAUGUUUAGUCGGGG
This is a messenger RNA of Dufourea novaeangliae, 10377 nucleotides long. It is a transcript of the gene Vps13, whose product is annotated as vacuolar protein sorting-associated protein 13A. Gene Ontology annotation, biological process: protein retention in Golgi apparatus; protein targeting to vacuole. Gene Ontology annotation, cellular component: extrinsic component of membrane. Lineage: Eukaryota; Metazoa; Arthropoda; Insecta; Hymenoptera; Halictidae. The record is from RefSeq and is a predicted model, not a curated record. The transcript is spliced from 61 exons. The coding region runs from base 132 to 10184 and encodes 3350 amino acids.